CACAAACUGUACUGAAUGUGACGGAAAAUGACAUGGUUUUAAAUUGUGAACGGAGUUUGUCUGGUUUAAGUGAGAAUGGCACGUUACUACAAUUUCAUACAGGACUCUGACGGCGAAGCCUCUCAAACCAACUAUGCGUCCACUACUGAGUUAUUCGAGGGUGACCGUGCCAGACGGAAAAAGCGGUCACGGUAUAUCAUCACAGCUGUAAUUCUGAUACUUGGAAUAGCUGUCAGUCUUGGUAUUGGGUUAGGAAUAGGACUCAGAAAGAAAGACAGUGAUAAUGAAGAGUCUGAUAAAGAUGAACUCCAUGGCUCUACCACCACACCUAUUCCAACCUCCACGUUCACUCCUCCGCCCACUGUGUCCACCACUCAAUCCACAUCACCAGAUAAGCUGAUCACUUCACCAGAUAAGCUGACCACUUCACCAGGCAAACUCACAACAACAGACACGGGAAAAAACUGGAUAGACGAACCCUGUCUGCCGCAUGAUUCCACACAAAAUACAUGCCCAUGGAGCACCCCUCCUCUGCUGCUUGUGUCUUUGGAUGGCUUCCGAGCAGAUUACCUGACCAGGAACCUGACACCCACUUUACAGAAGCUCAGCCAUUGUGGUGUACAUACUCCAUACAUGAGAUCUGUGUAUCCAACACUGACAUUUCCAAACCAUUACAGCAUCGUCACUGGGCUGUAUCCUGAAUCUCAUGGGAUUGUGGACAACAAUAUGUACGAUGAAAAAAUAAACGACACCUUCCACAUCUACACAGAUGCCAAGAGUAACCCUGAGUGGUGGGGCGGGGAGCCGUUGUGGAUAACAGCUCACAAACAAGGGAAAAAGAGUGCAUCUUUCUUCUGGGUUGGAGCUGAUGUCAACAUUAGUGGAUAUUACCCAGAUAUCUGGAAACCUUAUGAUGGGAAGAUAUUAUACGAGGAGAGAGUGGACACCGUCCUGGACUGGCUUAGUAUGACCACUAGUGACCGACCAGACUUUGUCACACUGUACUUUGAUGAACCUGACCACACAGGGCAUGAAGUAGGACCGGACGGACCAGAGGUGAAUGAAAUGCUGGGAAAGAUGGACAGUAUAGUCUCUCGUCUGAUGAAUGGGUUAUACAGAAGGCAGAUCCACAACUGUGUUAAUCUAAUCAUACUGGCAGAUCACGGAAUGGAGAAGACUGCAUGCUCUCGAAGAGUGUUUCUAAAUAACUACAUGAACACAAAAGAUUACCUCAUUUUUGAUGGGACGAUCGGCAGUAUACACAAAGACUUCUACGAAGAGAAAAAGGUGGUGAAAAAAAGGAAAAACUCAUCAUCUGUAGAGGAAGUGAUGAACAAGUUGUCGUGUAAGAGCGGACAUCUUCAAAUGUUUACAAAGUCGGACAUCCCCGUCAGACACCAUUAUGCAAACAACAAGAGGAUUGGAGAUAUUGUCGUGGAUGUACAGGCGAAAUGGAUGGUAGCUAAAGAUAAACAUACCUACUGUUUAGAGGGAAACCAUGGAUUUGAUAACUUAUACAAAAGCAUGCAGGCUUUGUUCUUGGCCCAUGGCCCGGGCUUCAAACAGAAUUACAGCUCCCAGCCUUUUGAGAAUAUUGAGUUGUACAAUCUUAUGUCAGAUUUAAUUGGGAUAAGUCCAGCCCCUAACAAUGGAACCCCGGGGGCUCUUCAUGACCUGUUGUACAGACCCCCAGCUCUACAAGUCACCCCCACAGUCAGCUACAGGAACUGUCCCACCCCCACAGGGAGGGUGUCCGCCCCACAGAGAAACUGUAACUGUAACACGAGUUCCCCUGUUGUGUACCCCUCGGCUGAUGGUAGCCAGUCCCUGCCCUUUGGCGUUAUACAACAGACCAGUGAUCUAGAGGCCUGUGUUCUACACAACACAGAGUACUCCACAGCUUACAGUCACAAGUUUAACAUGCCAGCAUGGAACUCCUACGUCCUGAAGGACGGUCAGAAUUUAAAUAUGAAGGACACCUGCAUCAUCACUGAUGGAAGAAUUCCCACAAACAGCAGUUUUCCGUGCUCUGACUACGAGAAUGAUAACGUGACAUUUGCUUCACUGUUCAAUGAUGGAUUUAAAUCAGACAACAGUAACACUGAGCCUAGCUUCAGCUCUAACAUUGUGCCCAUGUACCAGGGAUUUAAGUCGGGGAUUUGGGCUUACCUGUGGAGGAUACUCUCAGAUUUUGCGGGACAGCCAGGUGACCUCAGUGUGACAGUAGGACCCGCCUUUGAUUAUAACAAGGACGGUCUGUAUGAAGGACUGACUGCUCAAACAAAAUAUGUUGACAUUGGCACUCAGAAGAUACCCCUUCCCACCCAUUUCUACGUUGUCCUGAUUCGCUGUUCAGACCCUUCCCAUCAUUCCUCAGUGACCAGCUGCCCUGUACAGAAUCUAGACAUCAUGUCCUUUAUUCUACCUAACUUACAGUCAGUUCCAAACUGUGUGCCAGAGGAGGAAUAUUUACGUCAGAACGUAGCAAGAAUCCGAGACAUUGAGCUGUUGACAGGGUUGAGGUUCCUGACUGAUUUUGAGGAGCGGACCUCAGCUCGUCCUCGGACCUUCCUCCCCACGUCACUCUGGCCACUGCAAAAUAUCUCCUACAAAUGGAGUGACCUCCCUUGUGAAGACAAAAGCCAGAACACUUGUCCUGGGAAAGUUCCACUUUUACUAAUUUCACUGGAUGGGUUCCGAGCUGAUUACUUAAAGCAGAAGCUGACCCCUGUCAUCCAGAAGAUGAGGGAGUGUGGAGUCCACACCCCCUACAUGAGAUCUGUGUACCCUACAGUGACCUUCCCUAACCACUACACCAUUGUCACGGGCAUGUACCCCGAGUCUCAUGGUAUUAUUUCAAACAACAUGUAUGACUCAGAGAUUGGGGAGGUGUUUACACUGUCCAGUAAGACUAAGGGGGACCCCCGAUGGUGGGGAGGAGAACCGCUCUGGAUAACAGCCAAGAAACACAGUAAGAAGACGGCCACAUUCUUCUGGCCGGGGUCUGAUGUCAACAUUUCAGGAGUUUAUCCAGACAUAUGGAAGCCAUACAGUGGUUCCGUGGGUUUCCCUGAGAGGGUCUGGGAGGUGAUCAGAUGGUUGACGUUACCAGAAGAUGAAAAACCGGAUUUUAUCACUCUGUACUUUGACCAGCCGGAUCACGCGGGGCACCAGGGGGGACCAGAGAGCCAGGUGGUUAGUGACCAGCUUCUGAAUGUAGAUGACAUGUUGUCCCGAUUAAUGGACACGCUGUACCACAAAGGACUCCACAACUGUGUCAACAUUGUCGUCAUCGCUGACCACGGGAUGGAUGAUGUAAGCUGUUCUCAGGUUGUGAAGCUUCCCUACUAUAUGGAUAAAGAAAUGAUCAAGGACUUAACAAUCUUUGGUGGAACAUUUGGAAGAGUGGAGACAAAAUUCCACAAAGUCUCUAAAUACAAGAUAUAUCCAAAUGAUCAAAACAACACCAGACCUGUCCAGGAGGUAGUAGGAGAAAUGAUGUGUCAGCACCCCAAGAUGAAAGUGUUUACAGGAGAGACCAUCCCUAAGAGGUUCCACUACUACAACAACCCGAGGAUGGGGCAGAUUCUACUGGACAUGCAGGAUCAAUGGCUGGUCACUGACUUGACCUAUUUUUUCUGUUCUGGAGGAAACCAUGGGUGGGACAACUUAUACAAAUCAAUGCAUGCAUUGUUUCUAGCCCACGGCCCAGGCUUUAAAGAAAAACUGCAGAUAGAACCAUUUGAAAACAUUGAGCUGUACAACAUGAUGUCUGAGUUACUAGGUAUUUCCCCAGCUCCUAAUAAUGGGACUAUGGGAUCCUUACAUCAUAUUCUGAGGAACCCCCAGCCCCUGAGAGAAGCACCCACGGAGACAGAUCCGGACUGUCAGAUGUCCGGGAACCCCAGCAAUGUGUGGGUCCCUGUUUGUGGGUGUGUCAAUCAUAAGAACCAGACAGUGAGUGAGCUGAUGUCUGAACAUUUGACCUCCUCUCCUGUGUGGGCCUCACCCCUGGGGGAGCCUGAGGGGUCAGGAAACCUGAGUCUCUGUGUUCUGAAUUACACGGGGAUGGUGACAGGCUUUAACUCGGAGCUCCAGAUGCCAGCCUGGACAAAUGUUAUGUUAGUACCACAGAAGGUCAGAAGUAAUGAAAACAGGACAGUGUGUGUGGUAAAUGAUCCCAGAAUUAAACAGGCCUCAUGUAAUGACUACACAGAUCACUCCAGAAAUAUCAUCAUGGGCUUCCUGUAUGACUCAGAGGUGGUUUCACCAGGAAGUGAUCAGAAUAUCCAUUACCAGUCUAAUGCUGUUCCUAUGUAUGAAGGCUUCUUAUCAGGUAUUUGGAAUGUGACGUGGAAGCUAGCACAUGGUUACUCUGUGAAGUACAGUAACGUCAGUGUAACUGUGGGGCCUGCCUACGACUAUGAUACAGAUGGAUUGGCUGAUAAAUCAUUCAACAAAUCCAGCUAUGUAGGUAACAGCAGCCUAGUUUUACCCACACAUUUCUACAUGAUAAUAGUGAAGUGUAAGGAUGCUAGCCAGGCGUUCCCCUGUGGAGAUGAUUUUGAUGUGUUAUCCUUCAUUCUUCCUCAUGUGGACAACAUUCCAAACUGUCUGACUGAGGACCAGUAUCUAUCAGACAAUGUAGCCAGAGUGCGAGACAUAGAGCUCCUGACCGGCCUGAAGUUUUUCUCCUCCUAUAACACGUCCACCAGAGCGAGGCUGACCACAUUUCUACCCGUCAGCAUGUGGAAAUCUCUGAUACCACAGUGGAUAGACACAGAAUGUGAAGCACAGACCUGUCAAUCUGACUAUCGGCCCCUGAUUUUGAUUUCACUGGAUGGUUUCCGAGCUGAUUACCUGUUACGUAAUUUUACUCCUAACAUUCGCCGCCUCAGUCAGUGUGGUGUCCACGCCCCCUACAUGAGAUCAGUCUACCCGACCAAGACAUUCCCCAACCACUACAGUAUUGUAACAGGACUUUACCCAGAAUCCCAUGGCAUCAUUGAUAACAACAUGUAUGAUACAGACAUCAAGGAGAAAUUUAGUCUUAGUUCUGCGAACGCAUCAGACCCUCGGUGGUGGGGAGGGGAACCAAUUUGGAAUACAGUUAGAAAACACAAUAAGAAAUCUGCAACUUACUUUUGGCCUGGAUCUGAACAUGAAAUAGAGGGCAUGCGUCCUGAUUAUUACAAAGACUAUGAUGGCAAUGUUCCCUUUUUGGAUCGAGUGGAUACAGUCCUUUCUUGGAUUGACUUGCCAGCGGAUAAACGUCCAGAUUUUCUCACUCUGUACUAUGACGAGCCUGACCACACGGGGCAUUCCUUCGGUCCAGAUGACAUCGUUAAGAUUGGACAGGCCCUUGAAAGAGUUGACGAGGCGGUUGGAAAGUUGAUGGAAGGGCUGUAUAGAAGAAACAUGCAUGAGUGUGCCAACAUUAUCAUUGUAGCUGAUCACGGAAUGGCUGAUAAUGACUGUGAUAGGCUGGUCAGCUUUAGAGGUUUGAUUGAUACGUAUAACAUGUACAUUUAUGAGGGAGCAUUUAGCAGGAUCGAUCCUUACCAUAAGUAUGCCAGGGUAGGACUUCACCCCGUGUCUAAUCCAUACCCUGUAUCCAGCAUCCUGGCCAACCUAACCUGUAAGACCCCACACUUUAAAGCCUUUGAUAAGAACCUUCUACCUGUCCGACAUCAUUACGUUAACAACAAGAGAAUUGAACCAGUGAUUGUGGAUGUCGAGGACAAGUGGUUGGUGACCUUCAGGUCACUGAAAGGUUAUAAUAAGAAAUACUGUAGAGGUGGUAACCAUGGUUAUGACAACUUGUACAAAUCAAUGCAGGCUUUAUUUCUGGCCCAUGGACCAGUCUUCAAACAGAACAUGUCGACAUAUGCAUUUGAAAACAUUGAGUUAUACAAUUUAAUGUCUGAUAUUCUGAACAUAACUGCUGCACCAAACAAUGGGACUAUGGGAGCCCUGAAUCAUUUGUUGAGGAAUCCUCCAUCUAUAACAAGGUCAGAGGGCAACAAGCUGGACCGGAACAUCACUAGAGUAACCGCAGCGGAGUUUGUUAGUGCUGUAAAUAACGCAGACUGUCAGAAUGCAUGCUCAUUUAUUCCAGAAAAAAUGUAUACAGCAGGAAGAUUCCUUGCGCUGAGUUCACUGAUUACAAACAUGGAUGUGUCUGGUCAGCUUCCGUUCGGGGCUCCCUCUGUUCACCUGCCGGGGGUUUCCCCCAGAAUUCUGUACCAGGACAAAUACAUCACGGGGUACAGUGAGGAUCUACAGCGCCCUCUGUGGAUUUCAUAUUCCUUGAACAAAGCACAGGUGGGUAGAGGUGUGCCAGACCCCUCCCCCUGUGUAGUACCAGAUCUCAGGGUGUCGAGUCGGUUUAAUGGGUCAGAGUCCUGCAAUGUGAACAGUUCCCUUGGUGACCAGUAUAGGUGGACAUCUCUAACAAGCCAAAUGCCUUCAUCCAGAAACAAUCCAGAACUUAGUUCCUUCUCAUCUACUUAUGUUCCUAUGUUAAACGCUUUCAAAACAGGUAUAUGGAAAAGCUUACAUGAUUACAUUGAGAAGUGGGUCGAGUCACAUAACUUGGUAAACGUGGUGACGGGACCAGUGUUUGAUUGGAACCAUGACAGUCUUCCCGAUCAGUUUAAUCAAUCAAUGCCUAUACCCAGUCAUUUCUUUGUGAUACUCUCUCGCUGUGAGUCCCGCAGUCUCUCUUGUCAGUCUCCUGUCACCUUGUCAUUUAUCUUACCUCACAUUGAGAAGGAGUCGAACUGUCUGUCUGUAGAAGCCUACCUGCAGGACAAUGAAGCCAGGGUUAGGGAUGUGGAGCUGAUAACAGGACUGGAAUUCUUCACCAACUUACCUGUUGAUAACUCAGUCAGAGCUAGAACAUAUCUUCCCAGUGGUUUAUGGUGAAACUGUGAUUAAAAGGAAAAUGAUACAGAAGUGUGUUGAACAGUGUGUGUGAAGCAAGUGGCUGUUUUUUGAUGAGGUGUUUUAGAGAGUGCAUGGACUUUUUAUACUGCAUAUCAUUCCAUUUUUGUUGUUAUUCUUCAAAACUAAUCAGCAUUUUCACAUA
Molecule: messenger RNA, 7090 nt
Organism: Saccostrea cuccullata (small rock oyster)
Lineage: Eukaryota; Metazoa; Mollusca; Bivalvia; Ostreida; Ostreidae
Exons: 51
Coding region: 76-6927 (2283 amino acids)
Molecular function (GO): metal ion binding; hydrolase activity; nucleic acid binding
Source: RefSeq, a predicted model, not a curated record